Messenger RNA from Ruditapes philippinarum (Manila clam), 479 nucleotides. RefSeq lists its product as uncharacterized. The record is from RefSeq and is a predicted model, not a curated record. The transcript has 5 exons. Lineage: Eukaryota; Metazoa; Mollusca; Bivalvia; Venerida; Veneridae. The annotation marks the transcript as partial.
AUGGUAACCGAGUUUGUGAAGCAGUUUCUUACACUGUCAAAGCCGCCAAAAUUUCUGUUUGCAUGUUGUAGGAAUCCUCCUGCAGCGACAACUUUGAACGAGAUUGCAAAGUCAAAUUCAUCUGUAUAUGUUGUUGAACUAGAUGUCACUAAACAAGAGACAAUAGAGAAAGCCAAGUCUCACGUUGCGUCAAUAGUUGGGCCUGAAGGUUUAAAUCUUCUUAUCAACAAUAGUGGUUUAGUAAAUGCUCAGCGUAUUGGAGAUGUGACCAGGGAAGAUAUGGCUAAAUGUUACGAAGUUAAUGCUAUUGGUCCGUUAAUGGUAGCUCAGACAUUUUUACCACUGUUUCGACAAGCUGCUGGUCAACAGUCUUCAGAGCCAAUGUCAUGUAGUAAAGCUGCUAUCAUCAAUAUAUCAACUGGUGUAGCUUCUAUCACUGAAGUUCAUCAGGGGGAAUGUAUGCGUACAGAGCGUCAAAG